CAAAAUAAAACUUGUAGUUAUGAGUCCUUGUUAUCUUUUCUAUGUAAUAUUUAGGCCUAAAUUGUGUUAAUUUAUAUUGUUUUUGAGUGAUUUAUAAGUUAUUUAUAUUAUUUAUAAUGGAAGAAGAUCAAACUGUGUCUGUGUCAAAGGGUGUUUUUGUAUUUAAAAAUGGCAUUAAAGCUGGAUCUAAGAAGUCAAAGAGCAAGAAAAAAGUUGGUACAUCCCUACAUUUACUAUCAGAAAACCCGUGGUAUAAAUCUUACGAAACCUUAUGGACUUCACUCGAAGAACAAAUAGAUGGGUUAAAUAGCGAAAUGUUUUCAUCUGUACUGGGAAGUUUGGUCGAUUUUGUCGGCGAGUCUUACAGAUUCGAUGUCGACGAAGUGCCCACAGCUGCUUUACUUACAGGUAUUAACAUGCCCGAUCAUAAAGCCCAAUUUACAUCUCUAGCGAAGCAACUAAAAGACAAUGUUACUGAACAUGUUGCUUGUUUAUAUGCACAGGACUGUCAGAAUAUUAAAUAUCUUGUUGAUAAUUUGAUAAACCAGUUUGUUAAUGAGGAUAGAUGUGAUAGUGAUGAGGAUGACAUGGAAGUAGUAGAUAAGCCCCAAAGAAUAAAAAAAAGUCUGUUCAGCCUUCAGCUGCUUCAAGGCUGGUAUGAAGAACUGUAUUUAACUGAAACACCCAAAGUAGAAAUUAAAAAAGAAAAAUGUAAAAACAAGAAAAAAGUUUUGGUUGUUAUUAUACCAGAUUUUGAGGCGUUCAAUCCGGAAGUUUUGCAGCGUUUUAUAUUAAUUGCGUAUUCCUACAUAAACGUUUUACCAAUUGUAAUUGUUUUGGGUAUAGCAACAUCUUUGUCAACUCUGCACACUUCUUUGCCAUAUCAUGUGUCAUCGAAGGUUAGCGUACAAGUGUUUCACUCGAAACCUUCAACAGAAUAUUUAAAUAAAGUCCUGGAGGAUGUUUUUUUUACUUUGGAUUGUCCUUUUCAAUUGGGCGGAAAAGUUUUUAAUUUAUUUGUUGAUAUUUUUUUGUUCUAUGACUUUUCUGUAAGUGGAUUCAUUCAAAACAUCAAGUAUGCCAUGCUGGAACAUUUUAGUUAUGGCAACGCCAUGUCCUUAUGUUCUGAGUCGAAGAAAGAAAUAAAACAACUUAUAAAAAAGUUCAAACAUGAAGAUUGUGAAAAUACUAGAAGACUUUUGUCUUUCAGAAAAUUGGUGGAAAGUGAAAGUUACGAAAAUCGAAUAAAACUUCUCACGGAUGAUGACUAUUUUAAAAUAGUUUUGGAGGAGGAAGUUUUUAAGCUGAGAAAAUAUAUCAGGAGAUUGCAUAUUUUUCUUAAAGCACUUUGGAUUUUGGUAUGUGAUCUGCCAAAGGCACCUCUGGGAAAACAUUUAAGAGAAAUUUACUCGGUGGGGACCUCUCAGAGCAUAACAAAAAGUCAGGAAUACAAGGAAUGUUUUCAACUGCUCAAUUUUCAGUCGAAAGAAGAGCUUUGCAGAAAAAUUGAGAGGGUGAUUAUGAAUGUGGGCAGUAUAGUGAAUGUUUCGUAUAAUAAACCAAACAAACUGCAAGAAUUUGUAAUCAACUUGAAGGCGUAUUUAAAUGAUAUGGAUGUGGAAAAUAAUGAAGAAGUAGAUGUUGAAAUUUUAACGGACGUUACUAAUAACAUGGAGGAGCCGGAAAUAUCCGGGCAGAUGGAUAGAAAACAAUUAAAAGAGAAAUUGUUGGGGAUGUCUAAACAAACCUCAAAACAAAUGAACAGAUAUGAGCAAAUAAGGCAAUCCCUUUUAAAUUAUUUAUCGGAAACAUUUGAAAUUUAUUUAACCAAACCUUCUUCAAUGUACUUCCAUGAAAUUUGUUUUUUUAACGAUAUUUCCAUCAGAACUCACAUUAUUGGUGAACAUAGGGCUGCAAUACACUCUGCUCUAAAUAAUCCACAUCAUUACUUACAAUGUAAUUGUUGUGAUUUCCCCGAAACCGCAAUAAGAUCUUGUAUGCCUGAUAUUUCAAUUGCAUACAAACUACAUUUGGAAUGUGGAAAAUUAAUAAAUUUGUAUGAUUGGCUGCAAGCCUUUGUAAGCAUUAUAGAUCCUUAUGAUGAUGAUGAGGAUGAUGCCAAAAGAAUUAUUCACCCUGAAUUACAAGCUCGUUUUACUCAGGCAGUUCAAGAAUUGGAGUUUCUUGGCUUCAUCAAAAGUUCCAAAAGAAAAGCUGAUCAUGUCACCAGAACAACAUGGGGAGGUUGAUUUUACAUAUCCUAGUGUUUCCUUUUUAUUUAUUGUGUUGUAAUAAAUUAUUUUUUACUUUUUUUAUGUUUUUUUAUUAUUUUGUUAAAUUAAACAAUUUGUAUAGUGG
Molecule: messenger RNA, 2358 nt
Organism: Brassicogethes aeneus
Lineage: Eukaryota; Metazoa; Arthropoda; Insecta; Coleoptera; Nitidulidae
Source: the annotation of a GenBank genome assembly